ACCCCCGCGCGCGCACAGCCAUAUGCUUCUUUCCGACAGCGAAACACCCGCACGCCUCUCCACGCUUUAGGUAAACGAGGGCUGCAGCCUGCACUGCUUUCCCAGAUCUCUCCUCAAUCCAACAGUUUUUAAAUAAAUUCCUCCCAAACUCACUCCCAGUCCCCACUUUAAAAAUCUGACCUUUUUUGUUCCUUUGCCUAUCCCUACCCCCUCUUCCUACACAGAAUCCGAAAGAGGGGGAGAGAAUCUAGUGGAGAACCAUCUCGGAGAAUUUUUUGCUUUUUGUUUUCUUGCAUUAUACGACUACCCUGAUCCCAUUCUCAUAACUCAGUUGGUCGUUUCGAUCGGAACGCUGUUGUUGUCGAGGAGAUUGACUGGAUCCGACGUCGACUUCUCUGAUCGGAGACGGAGAGUCCGCACUCGCCCGCCGAUCUACAAUUCGAAAAGCAACGUUUGGGCGACUGAAGAAGAAGAAAAGGGGGAACGUAAGACAUAAAUGGCGCCGAGCACGAUCCGGAAGGCGAUUGGGGCCGUUAAGGACCAGACGAGUAUCGGGCUCGCGAAGGUGGCGAGCAACAUGGCCCCCGAGCUGGAGGUGGCGAUUGUGAAGGCUAUGAGCCACGAUGACGACCCCGCCGACGAGAAGUACAUCCGCUCCAUCCUCAACCUCACUUCCUACUCUCGCGGGUACGUCCACGCCUGCGUCUCCGCCGUGUCCAAGCGUCUGAGCAAGACGCGGGACUGGAUCGUGGCCCUCAAGGCGCUCAUGCUUGUCCACCGCUUGCUCAACGAGGGAGACCCCGUGUUUCAAGAGGAGAUCCUCUACGCCACGAAACGGGGCACCAGGCUCUUGAACAUGUCCGAUUUCAGGGACGAAGCGCAUUCCAGCUCCUGGGAUCACUCCGCUUUUGUGAGAACUUACGCCAUGUAUUUGGAUCAGCGCCUGGAGUUGAUGCUCUUCGACAGGAAGAGUGGUGGUAGAGUUGGAGGAGGCGGCGACGGCGGUAGCGUCGGUGGAAAUGAAAGAUUUGGGGGCGGCAGAGACAAUUUUAGGUCACCUUCGCCCUCGAGGCCAUACGAUUAUGAUUACGGAGGCGGCGAGAGUAGUACUCAUGGGUACGGGAAUUACGGGAUGACGAUGAGACGGUCCCGUUCCUUCGGAGACGUGAGCGAAGCACCAGAGAAGAGGGGUUCGAUGCCGGUGACUCCACUGAGGGAUAUGAAGCCCGAGAGGAUAUUCGGGAAGAUGGCCCAUUUGCAGAGGCUCUGUGACCGGUUCUUGUCGUGCCGGCCCACGAGUUUGGCCAAGAAUAGCCGAAUGAUUUUGAUAGCGUUGUAUCCGAUGGUGAAAGAGAGCUUCCAGUUGUACGCGGAUAUCUGCGAGGUUUUAGCAGUGCUGCUUGAUAAGUUCUUCGACAUGGAAUACCCAGAUUGUGUUAAGACCUUUGAUGCUUAUGCGGGUGCUGCCAAGCAGAUUGAUGAGCUUAUCGCGUUCUACAAUUGGUGUAAGGAUACCGGCGUGUCAAGGUCGUCCGAGUAUCCAGAUGUGCAGAGGAUUACGGCUAAGCUGCUGGAGACGUUGGAGGAGUUUGUGAGGGAUAGGGCCAAGAGACCAAAGAGUCCUGAGAGAAAACAGGAGGCCGUGGCUAAAGAGGAGGAGGCGGCCGUACAGAGUAUGAAUGAGAUAAAGGCGUUGCCUCCACCUGAGAAUUACACUCCUCCACUGCCGGAGCCAGAGCCAGAGCCUGUCAUGGAGCCUAAGCCUCAGCAACAAGUAACUGAAGAUUUGGUCGAUUUGAGGGAGGAUGUAGCCACUUCAGAUGAUCAGGGGAAUAGGUUCGCCUUGGCUUUGUUUGCUGGUCCACCCGCCAGUAAUGCAAAUGGAUCGUGGGAAGCGUUCCCAUCAAAUGGACAGCCGGAAGUGACAUCGGCUUGGCAGACUCCGGCUGCUGAAUCUGGCAAGGCUGAUUGGGAGUUGGCAUUGGUUGAGACGGCCAGCAAUUUAUCGAAGCAGAAAGCAGCAUUGGGUGGUGGACUUGAUCCGUUGCUCUUGAAUGGAAUGUAUGAUCAGGGAAUGGUGAGGCAGCAUGUGAGUACUGCCAAGUUGAGUGGAGGAAGUGCCAGCAGUGUGGCGUUACCAGGGCCAGGGAAUAGUGCCACACCUGUUUUGGCUCUCCCUGCACCGGAUGGGACGGUUCAAACAGUUAAUCAAGACCCAUUUGCUGCAUCCAUGAGUAUUCCGCCUCCAUCUUAUGUGCAAAUGGCUGAUAUGGAGAAGAAACAGCACUUUCUUGUACAGGAGCAGCAGGUAUGGCAGCAAUAUGCGAAGGAUGGAAUGCAAGGUCAAGCUAGUUUAGCGAAGAUCAGCGGCCCUGGAUACUAUGCUGCAGGUCCCAUGCCCAUGAUGCCUUAUGGCAUGCCGCCAGUCAAUGGAAUAGGAGCUCCUGCUCCAGCAGGGUAUUACUACACUCCUUACUGAAUUUGCCUUUCUCCCACAAAUCUGCGAUAACCUUUCUUUGUUCAUUUCCAUUAGCGUUUUGCUUCUUUUAUCCAACUUGUAUGAUCUUAUUCCUGCCAUCUGUUGCGUGAGAAUGGAGGGGAAGAAACAGGCUGGCUGAGUUGGAAUGAUACGUGAUAUUUGAUUCCUUGAAUGUGUUAACUAA
This is a messenger RNA of Juglans microcarpa x Juglans regia, 2663 nucleotides long. RefSeq names its product probable clathrin assembly protein At4g32285. Gene Ontology annotation, molecular function: clathrin heavy chain binding; SNARE binding; phosphatidylinositol-4,5-bisphosphate binding. Gene Ontology annotation, biological process: clathrin-dependent endocytosis; vesicle budding from membrane; clathrin coat assembly. Gene Ontology annotation, cellular component: clathrin-coated vesicle; clathrin-coated pit. Bases 497 to 2479 code for a protein of 660 amino acids. Lineage: Eukaryota; Viridiplantae; Streptophyta; Magnoliopsida; Fagales; Juglandaceae. The transcript has 2 exons. The record is from RefSeq and is a predicted model, not a curated record.